ACAAAAAACGAAGUCGUUUUUGCUGAUCGAAAAGAGAACAGAGAAAAUCGCCAUAAUAGGAUUUUAGAUCAAAUGUUUUCUUUGUUCCCGUCUCUUUGUCUCUUGUCUCUUGUCGCUUGUUUCCACUACUAACUAAUUAAUUCUAAAAAGAACGAAACAAAGAAAACUGCAAUCAUCUGUUUCCGUCUGUUUCUCUCGCUGCAGUCACUUUUUUAGAACCAAAACACAAGAAUUUUGACUCGAUUAGGAUGGUUUGGUUUGAUGAGACUGUUGUUUGAUCUUCGGGUCAAGUAAAGGAAGUUUCUUUGGAGUUUCGUUUCGGGGUUUUCACUUCUGGAUUACGUAACGGAUCUCAGUCGAUAGGAAGUGGAAGUGUAGAGUAAUGGAGUGUUCGGUAUUCCAUCAUGUGGUGAUUGUGUUGAUGUUCCUUUGGGUUCUCUCUUACUUGAAUCGAUCACACACCCUUUUCUAUUUUCUCGCUCUGAUUUAUCUCUACCUGGUUCAUGAACGGUAUGUGAUGAGAUUGAGGAGGAAACUACAGUUCGAAGAGAUGAAGCAGGCUACACAGAGACGGGUUCUAUCUGAUUCUGAAUCGGUACGGUGGAUAAAUCAUGCAGUGGAGAAGAUAUGGCCAAUUUGUAUGGAACAGAUUGCGUCUCAGAAGAUUCUGCGUCCGAUCAUACCUUGGUUCUUGGACAAGUAUAGACCUUGGACCGCGAAAGAGGCUCUGAUACAACAUCUCUAUUUAGGAAGAAACCCGCCUUUCUUGACCUAUAUAAGGGUGCUUCGACAGUCUACGAGUGAUGAUCACUUGGUGCUGGAACUUGGAAUGAAUUUCCUCACAGCAGAUGAUAUGAGCGCAAUACUUGCUGUCAAGUUAAGAAAAAGACUUGGGUUUGGAAUGUGGACAAAGUUGCAUCUGACAGGAAUGCAUGUCGAAGGAAAGGUGUUGAUUGGAGUGAAGUUCCUUCGUCGAUGGCCGUUUCUGUGGCGUUUACGUGUCUGUUUUGCAGAGCCGCCUUAUUUCCAAAUGAACGUAAAACCAAUCUUCACUCAUGGACUUGAUGUUUCUGUGCUUCCAGGGAUUGCAGGAUGGCUAGACAAACUCUUGUCUAUUGCAUUUGAGCAGACUCUUGUUGAGCCAAAUAUGUUGGUAGUUGAUAUGGAGAAAUUUGUUAGUCCCCAAUCAGGAGAAAAUUGGUUCUUUAUUGAUGAGAAAGAACCAGUGGCACACGCUCUUGUUGAAGUCAUUGAAGCAUCUGAGGUGAAGCCAUCAGAUCUAAAUGGUUUAGCUGAUCCUUAUGUGAAAGGGCAGCUUGGCGCUUACAGAUUCAAAACCAAGAUACUAAGGAAAACGUUGGCUCCCAAAUGGCAAGAAGAGUUCAAGAUACCAAUCUUGACAUGGGACUCUGCAAAUAUACUUAACAUUGAAGUUCAAGACAAAGACCGAUUCAGCGAUGACAGUCUUGGUGAUUGUUCAGUAAACAUUGCAGAGUUUAGAGGCGGGCAAAGAAAUGAUAUGUGGUUGCCUCUUCAGAACAUCAAAAUGGGGAGGCUGCACCUUGCUAUUACCGUACUUGAAGACGAAGCAAAGUGGAACGAUGACCCGUUUGAAGGAGUGACAAUAAGUAAGGAAGAUAUGUGGGCUUCUUUUGCUUCCCACGCUACAAACAAAGGCUCUUUCUCGUCAGUGGUAUCUGAUAAGUCUCCAAGGGUUCUUGAUAAUUUGGAACCAAUUAACAUUGAAGGACAAGAAGAGACAGGAAUCUGGGUGCAUCAACCAGGAACCGAAGUCUCACAGAUUUGGGAACCAAGAAAAGGCAAGAGUCGAUGCCUUGAUAACCAAAUACGUGGAGUUCUGAAUGAUACUUCUGCUGGAAGUGUCAAUGAAAGCAGCAGCCCCGAUGAAGGGAAGAACACGAUGAGGUCUGUUGGUCGGGGAUUGAAGAAAGUCGGUUCAGUAUUUCAUAGGAAUGGGAAAAAGGAAGAAUGUCACCACACAGGGAACAUGGAAGAGGAUAUUAGGUCUCCUCGGAUUAAUUUGAAGGCGUUAAAUCAAAAGGAUGUUGGAGUUAAGUUCAUCGUUGAAGACCGUUUAUCGGGGCCUCUCAAAGGAAGAUCUCCAAAAGGUGAGAGCUUUGGUUCUGAAGACAGUCAGCACAAGGGACACAUGAAGGAUGUUGCAAAGAGCAUUCUUAAACACGCUGAAAAGUCUGCAAGACACAUAAAGCAUGCAUUUUCACGUAAAGGGUCAAGGAAAUCAAGAGAUGAUGAGUGCUCAACCGUGUCAGAGCAAGAUGUUGUUCCUGAGUCUGAGUCUAUGUCCGGUUCCGAAUGUCAAUAUUCUGAUGAUGAAUCUGCCCUUAGCAGUGUGCAGGGCCUGGGGACGCCAAGAGCAGCAAAAACUGAAGGCAAAGUUGUCAGGGCAGGGGAAGAUGAUCAUGUAAAUAGAUAUAUGGAUGCCAGAGACUCUUCUGCUGGAGCUGAGAAAGUCCCCACGCCAAAAAAAGAAUCCAUGAAAUAAAAAAGGAAUUAUAGGUAAUCAAAGGCUUGCGGAUGGAAAUUUGAAUAUGUUCAAGUCAAGUAGUUGUAAAUAUCGACAAAGGAUUCGUGUACAGCUUUUUGAGUUUUGAGUCUGUGUCUUGG
Molecule: messenger RNA, 2646 nt
Organism: Eutrema salsugineum
Lineage: Eukaryota; Viridiplantae; Streptophyta; Magnoliopsida; Brassicales; Brassicaceae
Product: C2 domain-containing protein At1g53590
Exons: 11
Coding region: 383-2524 (713 amino acids)
Molecular function (GO): lipid binding
Source: RefSeq, a predicted model, not a curated record